Molecule: messenger RNA, 2507 nt
Organism: Meloidogyne enterolobii
Lineage: Eukaryota; Metazoa; Nematoda; Chromadorea; Rhabditida; Meloidogynidae
Source: the annotation of a GenBank genome assembly
AUGCGUCAAAUAGGUGUUUAUUAUAACCAUUACAACAACACUAACAACACAACUAACACUAACAACAUUUCUAUAAAUUUCCAAAAUAAUUAUUUAGAAAAACAAAACAUUCAUCAAAACCUUAAUAUUCAAACAUCCUUUGAACAACAACAAACAAACAACAAAAUGUUUAUUCCAGCUAGUUCCUCUUCUUCUUGUUCAACAUUUUCUUCUUCUCCUUCUGUUUCUCCCAACCCUUAUAUGAGUCCCCCUGUUUUAAGAAAGGAAAUGGAGCAGGAUUGGGGGGAUGUUGAGAAGGAGAGUAACAAUGUUGAUGUUUUUGUUAGAAUGCCUAAAUUGGAGCCUGAAUAUACUGUAAUUGCUAAUCAAUCUCAACUUUGUUUUAAGGUAUUGGUUGAGGACAAUGAUGAUAAUAAUGACGUCGUUUUCUUUCCCACAAAAACUACAAAUGAAUCAUCGGAAUUUAACAAUAAAAGUCCCCAUCAUCAUAUUUUUCUCCAGCCAUCAUUAAAUUCUUCAAAAUUCUUCAAUUUAUCAUCAGAUAUUUCUUCUUCCUCGAUUUGCUCAACAACAACAAGUAGCGGUAUUUGGUCUUCUCCAACAGAACAACAGCCUCUUCUAGUAUUCUCCAACAAAGUUUCCAAAAAAGAAAUUCGGAAAAAUAUGAAGGGAAAAGAAGAAAAAACAAAUAAAAAUGGAAAAUUAAGUUUAAAAAAUAUUAUGAAAGAGAAGAAGGAAGUUAAUAAUUGUAAUGUUUUGGGCGAGGAAGAGGUUGAGAUGAAGCCAAAAAGAAAAUAUGUUAGGCGUAAAGUAAAAGAUUUGGAAGAAGGAAAGGAAGUGAAGAAAGAAAAGGAAGAAAAAUUAAUUAAAAGAAGAAGAAGAAAAAAUCUUCCGAAAGAAGAAAAUUUAGAAAAAGAAAUUAAAGAAGAAAUUAAGGAGGAAAGUUUAGAGAUUAAAGAAAUCAAAGAGGAAAUUAGAGAAAAAGAAGAAGAAAAUAUUAUUGAAAAAGAAAAUAAACUUGAAAGAAGAAAGAAGUUGGAAAAUGUUGUUGGGAAAAGGAAUUGUAAAACAUGUUGUAAAACAAGUUGUAAAACAAGUUGCAAAACAAGUUGUAAAAAAGGCUGCAAAACAAGUUUGAAAACAAGUUGUAAAACAAGUUUGAGAAAUAGGACAAAAACAAAUGAGAAUGUUCAAAACUCUGAUUUUAAUGUUUUGAAAGAAGCUGUUGGGGAGAAGCAGGCGUAUUUAAUGAGGUUGAGGAAAAGAAAAGAAGAUGAGGAGAAGAAGAAAAAUUACAAAAGAAGUAAAUUAGAAGAUAACGAAAAAUUAAUUAUUCGAAGAAGGAAAAGGAAAGCUUUGUUAUUGGCAAAUUUGAAACUUUCGGAAAUUUCGCCAGAUAAAAGGAUUGGAGGGGAGAGACGGAGCUGUCGUCACCCUCAUAUUUCUCGAAAGAUGGUUUUAUUCUCUUCAUCUUCCUCAGCUUCUCCAUCACCUUCUCGGGCCAAAUUGUUACCCAAACCAAUUUCAAAACCCCCAAAACCUUUAAAUACUCCAACUUCAACCAUUCCAACCUUCACUUCCCAACCUUCUCAAUUUUCUUCAAAUUGGCGCCCUAUAGGUUUAGGUGUUCUCAAACAAUUACCGCUACGUCGUCUUCCUGAUUCCAACGAGGAAAAUGUUAAACAAUAUUUUUGUUUUAAUUCAAUUCGGCAUAAAUCUGAAUCUGAAGUUUAUAUAAAGUUGGGGGAUUGUGUACUGGUUAAUUCGGCUGAUUUUGAGGAGGACAUUUUUGUGGGCAGAGUUCUGUCUAUCCACUACGAGCCAAGUGAGCGCUCUCUACUUCUUACUCUCCUAUGGUUUUAUACUGGCAAACAACUUCCUUCUUUGCGUCUAAACAAUUCUGGGUGUUCCAACUUUGAAGAUGAUGAAUUAUUUGCUUCAAAACAUUUAGAUCAAGUAAAUGCAGAUUCUGUACAGGGAACUACGCGCGUUUUAACCUUUUCGGCAUAUUGUCGCUAUAAAGCCCAAUUAGCUUUGGAACGUCUACCAGCUGCUAGAAGGCCUCCAAAUUGGGCACGUCCUUGCCCUAGAUUUAAACAAAAUGUAGAGGAAGGGGAAGUGGAUGAUUUAAUGAAUGAUAGUAAUACUACACAAGAUACGGUGUGAUUUCUGAAUUUUUUCUUGAUUUUUAAAAUGAUAGAGGGGGAUAUUUUUCUUGUAUUUCGUACACAGGUACGAGUGUGAAUUUUGGCACGAGCUUCCAAACAAUGAUACCGGCAUUCCAAACUUUGCCAAAUUCUACUGGGGUUGUUAGCGGACCGGUUAUUAACCUGUAUACUCGGUUUUUGAUCCAGGUUAAUUUGCAAAAACACCGGUUUUCUUGAUUUUUAAAAGAUUAGAGAGGCCUGUUUUAUUAAUUUUUGGUGUAGUGGUAGUGUUGCUGAUUAUGAUAUGAGCUUCCAAACAUAGAUACUGACAUUCCAAAUCUAGCCAAGUUCUUGCCUUUU